Messenger RNA from Silurus meridionalis, 1398 nucleotides. RefSeq lists its product as uncharacterized. NCBI's taxonomy places the organism in Eukaryota, Metazoa, Chordata, Actinopteri, Siluriformes, Siluridae. The record is from RefSeq and is a predicted model, not a curated record. The transcript has 5 exons. The coding region runs from base 35 to 670 and encodes 211 amino acids.
UUGUCAGAGUUUCUGUUUCACAGGAAGUGAGAAGAUGGAGGAAAACAAACAGCAGUGUGCCGCAACAGGAGCAGUGUUUACUGACUGGGCAGAGAGCAUGCAUAAGAGUUCCAGUGACUGUGUGAGCUUAAAUGGAGCUGAUCUUCACAUACAGGAGCAUGUUUGUGAACCUCAGGAAUGGUCUGAAAUGUCUCAGGAAAAAUCUGUAGAUGGAAUAAAGGUUCAAGAGCAGUCACGAUUUAAGGAUCUGCCUCGAGAAAAGCUUCCAGCUGGAGAACUGAUUCAAGAAAAGCAGGAACCUGUGGAACAGCUUACAGGCAAAGAGAGCAUGGAGCUUUGCUGGUACUGCAUGAAAUCUCAUUCUCUGGCAGAGCUCAACACACCACAGACUGAUUUGAAGAACAAGGUUUUAAUGCCUCCCUAUGGUGGAGAUCCUUUGAGCUAUCAGCAAGACCCCAGGCCUCAUUUUGGAGUGGCACACUCUUCACGCUCAACAUCUUUCCCCCUGUGGGGCAGUGAGGGACACAGGGCGCUGAAGCAGGAGCCUGGGGAGGAUGAGAGGAACUCGAUCAGCAACUGCCCUUACUGCCAUCUGGGACUUCCUCUUGAUACACUACGCUGGCAUUCGGAAAAAUGUCUUUUAUUUGAAGGAUCUGGGAAUGACAUAUGAAUUCAAAUGUCAAACAGAAAGGGGAAUCAGAUUUAUGCUAUGCUAAACAACCUCAAAAAGUCUAUUAUAUACAAAUUUUCCAUUCUUUUCAGUCAUCAUUGGGUCUAAGAGAAGCCCCAGAAUUUUUGAUCAAGUUGGUAAAAAUGGACAAAAAAAAGAUUUUUUUGUUGUUGUUGCCAAGUAACUUAAAUUUACACUGAAAUUAUAACAUCCUAACAAAUUUUAUUUAAUGUGACAGUCAAUUGUAUAAGUAUUUAAUAAAAGCAAAGACAUAGUAGAAUACAAACAAUUAGCUGCAACUUGCAACUAGUCAUAGGGAUUUUUUCUAAAAACAGGUUCCACUUUUUUCCCUAAACCUGAUGAACAAAUAACAGCAGCAUUAACAUUUUAAUCUGUUAACGUAAAUAUAAAACACAUCUAUACAUUUCACUUAUUACCUUAAAAACGUGUGACAACAUGCAAGGGUUCACAAGAACAGACUUUUCUUUUUAGGCUCUGCUUUUUAACUGAUGAACAAACAAACAGGAGCAAAUUAAAAUGUAUUAUUAUGAAUAUCAUUUAAUCAGAGAAUUAAUCUAUUAUUGUAUUUUUUGGUUUUGUAUUCCAAAAACUAAAACCAUACAUCAGUUAAAACACAAAUUUUUAUACACAACAAUAAUUUUUGAUCGUGCUGUUUUAAUUAUUUAUCGUGCUGUUAUAAAUUAAAUAAAAAAAAAUAAAAGAAUUUA